CGGGGUCACUCCACUCACCUACCAGCUCCAAGCGUGGGCGGGCCAACCGAAACUCCAUUUCCUGCUGCAUUGUCGACCAGUCACUGCCUAUUUACUGCUCUUCCGACGCCUUCCACAGUUUGGUGGGAACACCUUUGUACUUUCCUCUACAGUUACGUUAUCGUGCUUGCCACGCGCAAACAUCGUCAAUCUCACUUCAUAACACACAUACCACAUUCCUCAUAACACUGCACAUUUACGAUCUCCGUCCACUAUCGCUACUACGUACAGCUUUAUCACAUAUUCGUUACUCUCGCUAUCAUGGCAGACGACUGCAGCAACGACAGGUCAAACCUGUCCGGCAGCACACGUCGACUCCUCCACGAGUUUCCCUUAUCCAGUCGCUCGCUUCUCAGUCAACACGAAAACGCCGGGACCGCCGCCUCUCCCUUGAACGGUCUGGCUCAGGAGGUUCAAACGCUUGCACGGGAACUUUCACAAGGUAGAAGGCUCGAGGUGCCUGCUAGCAGCCUCAUUCCGACCUUGCCCAAGACUCCAUACAAAGAGCAGUUUGAGAAGGAGUUCGAACGAUCACCAGAGUAUGUCCAGGUCCAGCGCCAAAUCCUCAAGGCUAUCGAAAAGCACGACAUAGCUCUCACUUCCAAGGAAGCAUACAAAUGGACAAGCAACAGCGUACCCAAGGGCCAACGGCCGCAGCCACUACAAGCCCUAAGACUCUGCUACUACAUGCGCUCGCUAGGCUACGAUACCUUCGCCACCAUCAAGACAUCGUGCGAUCCAGGGAACGGAACGAAGAUAACUGCGCUCCGUCUUCUGGUCGCCAAUCCAGACAGCGAGAAGCGCGGCUUGGGUCACGAUCACUUGUACUGGGCACAGGACAUUCGUACUGGGGAAGCGGUUUCAAAAGCAUACAAGCUACGGCGUUCAUUCUGAUGGCUAGGCGUUGACAUGGACGAAGGGAGGUUGGGCACGAUGAGUGCGAUCAGGGAGUCAAGCAUCGUUUGAUCACAGUGGGUGAACAUCUUCCGACCUUGCAUGCAAGGCUCAUCUGUGUCGCUCCAACGUUGCUGGAUCCGUGUAUGUGUACUAAUCUCACUUUGUAGUCAAUCUCACA
Macroventuria anomochaeta is the source of this 1114-nucleotide messenger RNA. RefSeq lists its product as uncharacterized. The record is from RefSeq and is a predicted model, not a curated record. The transcript has a single exon. The coding region runs from base 301 to 933 and encodes 210 amino acids. NCBI's taxonomy places the organism in Eukaryota, Fungi, Ascomycota, Dothideomycetes, Pleosporales, Didymellaceae.